This is a messenger RNA of Gryllus bimaculatus (two-spotted cricket), 8747 nucleotides long. The record is from the annotation of a GenBank genome assembly. NCBI's taxonomy places the organism in Eukaryota, Metazoa, Arthropoda, Insecta, Orthoptera, Gryllidae.
CGCAGCUCCUCGUGGCGGCGACUCCACACGAACAACGACCGUGGUGAGGGCGCGCAGGCAGGCGACCGUUCGAGCCCAGCGGGACAGUCUGCGGCCUAGGCACCAGGAGCAACCAGGCGGCGGCGGAGCAGCAGAGCGGCAGGACAGCAGCGCAGCGGAGCACCGGCGAUAGCGGGCGGGUUCUAUCUACUUUCUUGCGUGCGGUCAAAGUAGAGAAGAGUCGACAUGGCCUCUGCCUCCGUGUCCAAGACGACCAAGUCGUACACGUACCGCUCGACGGGCGGCGGGCCCGCGGAAGUCAGCAUCGAGUACAGUGCGGACCUGAGCGCCCUCUCGCGCUUGGAGGACAAGAUCCGGCUGCUGCAGGAUGACUUGGAAUCCGAGAGGGAGUUCCGUCAGCGGGUCGAGGUCAACCGCAGGCGCGACACCGAGCUGACCAAGCUGCGCAAGCUGCUGGAGGAUGUGCACCUCGAGUCCGAGGAGACCGCCAACCUCCUGCGCAAGAAGCACCAUGAGAUCGUCGUCGACUUCCAGGACCAGAUCGACCAGCUGUCCAAGCUCAAGGGCAAGGCUGAGAAGGAGAAGGCCCGUUUCCAGCAGGAAGUCUACGAACUGCUGGCCCAGCUCGAGAGUUCCAACAAGGAGAAGCUCAUCAGCAUCAAGCAGUCUGAGAAGCUGGAAAUCACUGUGCGCGAGUUGAGCGAGAACAUCGAGCUCGUGAAGGAGGUGCAGGACCUGAAGGUGAACAUUGAGAACGCCACCUACCUGAAGAGCCAGCUCGCCGGACAGCUGGAGGAUGCUCGCCGCCGACUGGAAGAUGAUGAGAGACGCCGCACGACCCUCGAGGCCACCCUGCACCAGGUUGAGAUCGAGCUGGAGUCGGUGCGCGUGCAGCUGGAGGAGGAGUCCGAGGCUCGCCUGGACCUGGAGCGCCAGCUCACCCGCGCCAACGGCGAGGUCGCCACCUUCCGCUCCAAGUGGGAGACCGAGGCGGCUGCCCGCGUCGAAGAAGUGGAGGACCUGCGCCGCAAGUACACCGCUCGCAUCCAAGAGCAGGAGGAGCACAUCGAGUCCCUGGUCGUGAAGGUCAACAACCUCGAGAAGCAGAAGUCUCGCCUCCAGAGCGAGGUUGAAGUGCUCAUCAUCGACCUGGAGAAGGCCAACAACACCGCCAGGGAGCUUCAGAAGCGCGUUGAGUCUCUGGAGAGGAUCAACAUCGACAUCAAGACCCGCCUGGAGGAGACCAUCGCCCUGUACGAAGCGUCCCAGCGCGACGUGCGCAACAAGCAGACCGAGAUCCAGCGCCUCACCCACGAGCUGGACAAGACCCGCGAACAGAAGGAGGCCCUCACCCGCGAGAACAAGAAGCUGUCCGACGACCUGCACGACUCCAAGAACCAGAUCUCCGACCUGACUCGCCGCCUGCACGAGCUGGAGAUCGAGCUGCGCCGCCUGGAGAACGAGCGUGAGGAGCUGUCCGCCGCCUACAAGGAAGCCGAGGCCGGUCGCAAGAUCGAGGAGCAGCGUGCCCAGCGUCUGUCCGCUGAGUUCGGCCAGUUCCGCCAUGAGGCUGAGCGCCGCCUGGUGGAGAAGGACGAGGAGAUCGACGCCAUCCGUGAGAAGAGCAAGAGGAAAGUGAAGGUGGUCCCGCCGCAUCUUCCGUGGUCCAACGAAAGAGGGCUUGAGAGGUAUAACAACAAAAUAGUGCGAGCCUAUUCGGAAACCGAUCUCAGGGAAUUGGCAGAAUCUGCUGAGGAGCAAGCGAAGAGGGAUCUGAGAACCUUUACCCUCUCGAAGAAGUCCAACUUCUCACUAGCCAAGUCUGUUUCGGCGGCAUCAGUUACAAAGAAGAUCGCUUUAAUUGGCACAGUCAAAAAGAAGAAAAGCACUCAAAAGAGCAUGGAGGAUCUACAAAGUGAGGGUACUGAAGAACGUUUUGAGUCUUCCGCUAAGAAGUUUGCUCAAGAAUUUCUUACCGGCAAGUCAGCAAAAGCUAUUGAAGCGCACUUGCUUGCAGACUCCUUACGAAAUGAAUCUUCAAGCACAGGUUUAGAUAUUAAAUCUUUCCAACGAAGGAGUGCUGUUUCAACACACGACUCUAGAGAACAUGAACGAUUUAUGGAAAUACGACGUCAAGUUAAAAUAGACGAAGAAGAAUUGGCCAAACCUCUUAAUGAACUUAAAGUGGAAUUACAAGGUUUCAAUAAGAAGACAGCCAACUACUACCAGGAAAAAUGCAAGCAGACCAGCAUUGAAAUUGAGCAGCUGAACGCACGUGUUGUGGAAGCCGAGACCAAGUUGAAGACCGAGGUGACCCGCAUCAAGAAGAAGCUGCAGAUUCAGAUCACCGAGCUUGAGCUGUCUCUCGACGUCGCCAACAAGAACAACAUUGAGCUCCAGAAGACCAUCAAGAAACAGUCCCUGCAGCUCACCGAAAUCCAAGCCCACUAUGACGAAAUUCAGCGCCAGUUGGCCGUCACUCUCGACCAGCUUGGCAUUGCCCAGCGUAAAGUGCAGUCUCUCACUGUUGAAAUCGAAGAAAUUCGCAGCAACUACGAAUCGGUUAUCCGUGCCAAGCGCACUGUUGAGGUGAGCCUUGAGGAAGCUCAGACCCGCAUCAAUGAGCUCACCACCAUCAACAUCAACAUUUCUUCUGCCAAGACCAAGAUUGAGCAGGAGCUUGCUACCCUUGCUGGUGAUUAUGACGAGAUCACCCGGGAACUGAGGGUGUCUGACGAACGCUACCAGCGAGUCCAGUCUGAAUUGAGGCACACUGUUGAGCUGCUGCAUGAAGAACAGGAGCGCAUUGUCAAGAUUGAUGCCAUCAAGAAGUCUCUGGAGGUUGAAGUGAAGAAUCUGUCUGUGAGGCUUGAGGAGGUUGAAGCUAAUGCUAUCAUCGGAGGCAAGCGUGUCAUCAGCAAGCUUGAAGCUAGGGUCCGUGAUCUGGAAUUGGAGUUGGAUGAGGAGAAACGCCGCCAUGCUGAAACUCUCAAGAUUCUGCGCAAGAAAGAACGCACUGUCAAGGAAGUGCUCAUCCAACAAGAGGAGGACCAGAAGAACAUCUCUCUCCUGCAGGAGUCCCUGGACAAGAGUGUACAGAAGAUCAACAUUUACAAGAGGCAGCUGCAGGAGACGGAGGGUAUGUCCACUGCCAACGUCACCCGGGUGCGUCGCUUCCAGAGGGAACUGGAAGCUGCAGAAGACCGUGCUGAUACUGCUGAGAGCAACCUGUCACUGAUCCGGGCUAAGCACCGCACCUUUGUCACCACCAGCUCCGUGCCCGGCAGCCAGGUGUACUUGGUUCAGGAAACAAGGCAAACCACCACCAGCGAGAAUUACUAAACUACAGAGUGAGACACAGCUGUGUAAAACACCACUCAUGUCUGUGACAUGGAUUGAACAGAGCCAGAAAGCUGCAUUGGGAAAUUCUCUGGUGCAGCAUCUCGCAUAUGAUAUCUUGAAAGCUUAACUGAAAAUGUGAAAAGCAAAUUGUAAUUAGGAAGAAGAGCAAGAGUUAUCAUAUUAACAACAUUUUAUUCACAGAUUAACAUUGAUUCAUUAAAGAGGAAAACUUCUUCCAGAAUGUGUGUUAUAUUUUGUAAAGGUAAGCCUCCAAGACUUUCACACCAGUUUUCCAAUUCACAUCAAUCCAUUACACAGACACAAGUAGUUUUUUACCUUUCUUGUAUGUCAAUACUGAGCCUACAAAAAAUUACAAAGACCUAAACCAUACAUACAAGAACUUUUUCUGCUCGUCGGUUUUUUCUGCUCACAAAAGUGAAGGGCAGCAAGGGGUGGGAAACACAAAGAAACUUAAGAAUUUGAAAUAGGGAAAUGUCUUACCUGCAUUCCAUCGAAUAUCACGUGAUUGUUGCUUUCAAACUUCUUUGAACUACAGAGUUGGAAAGAAGUGUACUAAAUGCAUUGGGAUAAUUAUCUGAUGUUCAGUGAAAUGUAGCAUCAAUAAAAAUAAAUUAAAAAUUAAGGGAAAUAGGAGUUUUACUUUUAAAAAUAAGCUGGCUGUAUUGAGGAAUUUUUUCCUUUGUGCAGUUCAGUGAUGUACCAAAGAAAAUUGUAAAAAUAAUAAAAAGUGUUAAAAAUAAAUAUGCUGCCUUUAUUUGAGGCAGAAUUCCAUACUUCUUUUGUGAACAAAAUCAUCACACAAAAGAAAUGUAUAUCCAAAUAACCCAAAUAAGUAGUUAUGGCAAGAUGUCUGAUUCUUCUUCAUAACUAAUCAAGGUAGAUGUAAAUAACAAGAACAGUAAAUAUCUAUCUACUUUUCCUCCUAGGCUGGGUGGAGGCUAAGUAGGUAUUCCUGCCAAAUAUGCAUGAGGUGAUAUGAGCUAUACAAAACAUCCUGUGUGAAUUGUACAUCAAUUUAUUUAUUUUACAAAAUAAGCAGAAUAAUUUCAUUAAUCUGCUUAUUCAGUAAAAUAAUUAAAUUGAUAUACAAUAAACUCAUACAAGAAAUCAAAGGCUCUGCAUUUUUUGUUCAUGGAUGCAAAGAUAUAUUCUUAUCAAUGCUAUAUGACUUUUACAAUAUAACAAUCAUCUUGAAAAUAUCUGGGAAACAAAUACAAACUUUGUGAUCCCAACAUACAUAACAAGUACAUUUAAGCUAAUAAAAUAUAUUAUAAUAUAAUAAAGUUCGAGUGCCAAACAUCAAGUUCUUAUUUGAUUUCAUAUUUCCUCAGAAACCAAAGAAAAGAUUCUUUUCAGUGCCUUGGGUCCACUGAACACUUGAUUCAGCUGUCAUGUAAAUUAAGCAACAGAAAGUAGCAAUUCAAAAUAGAAUUAACACUCAAAACAUAAUGUCAGCAAUUCUUAACAAAACCUCAAUAAAUGUAUGUUGGUAAUUUCUUGUAGAACAAAAAAUAUAUCUCACAUUGACCAAUUUAGGUACUUUCAAAAACAAUACCAGUGAACUUCAUUAAAGGAGAUGCAGAAUUUAACAUUUGUAAUAAACAUACAUAAAAUCCAUUCAAUUAUUAAUUUAGAUGUUUUCAAAACAUAAUUUGAUGAGAGUUCUAAAUUCAUUUAAUGAAUCACAUAUUUUAAGUUUCUCUACAUACAUACAUCUGUUAAAUUAAUCUGCUAUUUUAUAAAAUAACUAAAUUGAUAUAUAAUAUUUACAACUAUCACAAAUGCAAAUUUCAUGUACAGUGAUAAUUAUCAAAAGGUUUACAACAAUAAUACUGCACAGAAUCCAAUAUCCACAAUGCUGUUACACAUAUUAUAUCAUUAUAUUUUUUUCCAACUGCUAUCUUAGCUUUGUUUAUUCUGGAUACAGUUUCACCUCCACACAACAAAAUGAGCUCUACAAGAUCCCCUCUGGGAACAGUAGCCUGUGAACUGACAAAAAUUGGACCACAACUGCUGAAUAUAUCAGGUUUAAAUAUACCUCCAAAAGAUAAUUUUUCCAAACGAUAUUUCUGAACAGAAGAUGAAAACGUUGUCAAUUCAAAUUCUUCUUCAUCAAGCCAUUUUCCUGCUUCCAAAGAUCUUAAUACCCAUUCAUGGGAAACAAUCCAGCAUCCUCGAACCAUUCCUUUCAAGAGUUUCAUUGUUCGCUUUGAAGCACCAGCUACAACGUGUGUUGUAUAUGAAGUCACAUUUUUCUCAACCACAAACAUACCCAGUUUUUCAACAACAGAAGCAACUAAGUCGAUAUCUCUAGUGUGCAACUGAGUGCAAACUAUUGCAGGCCUCUGAAGAAUAGGAGAUGGAGAGCACCUUUUUGUUUUAACAAAAUAAGAAGAACUUCUUCGUGACCUCCGAACAGGAUCAACUGCAUUUGUGACACAUUCUUUCUCCCUAGACCCAACUGCCUCAUCUUCAUCAAUUUUAUUGAUUUCAGGUCUAUCCAACCACUCAAUUUCAGCAUUGUCUGUUUUUAUUUUCUUCUCUAUCUUUUCACCAUUCAACUUUUUGGGAGUACAACUAUGUGGAUUUUCAACCACAGUGUUAGCAUUAUCAUUAACAUCACCAACAUUGUCUACAAUUAAAGACUCCUGCACAGGGCUCAAUAAUUUCCGUUUUGACACCUUUCUUCUCAGGGUAACAUCCAGCACGUUAGUUUUUUCUGUCUGAGAUAUCAUGUUCACUGCUGACACUGAGGGAUUUCUAGCAACUUCUUCUUUCUGCUUAUUACUGAUUUCCAUACGAUCUUCCAUUUCCCCAAUUUCAGUCAAUUUCUUGGUAAAAGAAUUCUCGCAUGAAGCUCUUUUACUGGAACUAGCUUUGAUAUCACUCAUUUCAAUAUUUGUAGAUGUUUCAUCAGAGUCUAAGUUGUUACGAACAGGUAAGUUUUUAGCCAACUUGCGCAACAAUCGGACUGGGAGAGGGCUGUUUUGAUCCAGAUCAAUAUCUGAAUCGGGUGUGGGUGGCCUAUUUACCAACUCCUUGAAUUCCUUUUUGCUUAUACCAGUCAUCUUAACUAACAUUCUCACCCUACCAUUACCUCCAGCAAUUUCUUCCACCCACUUAGGUGCACAAGCACUCUUCCGCACAGCACUAUUUUCGAUACACGUUUCUGCUGAUGGCUGAAUUGGUGUUUCUUUCUGUACCACUCCCUUUCUCUGCCGAGGAGAUGGUCUUUGUGUCUCAUCUGAAUAAAACCGCAUAAUCUUUCUUUUUUUCAACUCCUUCUGUAUCGCAGGUGAUUCAUACCGUUCAAUUUGAUGAGGUGGAAAAAGGCUUUCAUGAACUUUUACACCAGCUUUACGGCAUGCUUCAAUCCACAACACAGAAACAAGUGGGAUGUUACGUUUCUUAGCCUUCUUAUAUGUAGAAAUAUUGCCAUCAUUGAACACAACAUGUGUAACCGGCACAUCUCUGUUGAAUGCAGGAACGACAGUUGCACCUAAUUUCAUGAGUUCCUUUCUCACACCGGCAGAAAUGUCUUCAUUCUUUGAUAUUACUUCAACAUAUGCAGUCACAUCACCUAAAAUGAAAGAUUCAAAAGGUUGAGUUGGAGGUAAAAGUUCGUAAGUAUCAGUUGCUUCCUUCAACGAACCACUUGGGCUGGAAGAUUCCCGAUUUUCAAAAGCUAAAGGAGAUGUGAUUUCUUCACUUUUCUUUUUAUCAGAUUCUGUAUCCAAAGGCUGCUUUUCUACUUCAGACGUCAUGAUGGGAAAGUUUUUAGCACGCUGUCGUAUGUUUUUAAUUAUGUCUCGAGCUCGAAGAAGUGCACGUAUUUUACCUUCAGAUGAUACUUUUGAACUUGAGGACGGUGCCUUUGAGGCAUUUGUAUUAGUUGAAGAUGGUGGCAAUGGUGGCGGAGGAGGUGGUAAUACUGAUUUAAUUGGGCUGACCGGUUUUUGUAAUUCAGGAGCAGACAGAGUUCGUUUAAUUGCUGCUUUGGGAGCAGAUGAAGGGGUUCGCUUCAAUUGCUUCCUCUUGGAAGAUACUGGAGUAACUGCUUGAGUUUCAUGUACAUUAUUUAACAUGCCACAACUAUAACUCUUUCUUAAUUGGGGUGAUGGAAUAUCAGCGCAAUUUAAUAACUGACCAAUUUGAUUCUUGAGAGAAUCAAUGUUAUUAAAUUGAACUGGCAUUAAUCCUUGAGCAAAUAUGUCAUCAUCUGGAUCAUACUCUGGAAUUACUAUUUUCUGCUUCUUGGACUUCUUGUUAGAAAAGGACAACCUACGAGUUGCUCCACCCACAAUGUCACUUUUUCUGGCAAGUCUCGGUUCACUUGUGAUACCAUCACGGUGCACCACAGCGUGGUGGAGAGAAUCAGGUAACCAGUCAAGAGGAUUAGGCACAAUAGCACUACCUGCAGAUCUUGCAAACAGACUUUCACUAAAUUUCAUAUUAUCAAUAAUUUUGUCUUCAUUACAAAUCUUAUUUACAGGAUCAAUCACAACUUCAUGCAAUUUACAAUUUUUAUCAGAAAGCUUUAACUCUGUUGAACUAUCUUCCAAAUAGUUUAACUCAUUCUCUGUCUUUGAACUAAUUUCUGAGACAUGGGAUUUUACUGCUUUAAUUGAUUUUCGAGAACUUCUCCUUGGAGUAGAACUAACAUUUUUUGUUUUAAAUGGUUUUUCUAGUGCAACACACAGAGGUGUCCCAACAGGAGAAUGAAUUUUAGUUAUUUUUGGAGUUUCAAGAGGAGAGAGAGAGAUUUUUGCUCUAGUAUCGUUAAGAGAUGUACAUUCAGGAGUAAAAAGUGGUGUUGUAACUGGACUGCCAAUGUGUGAUAUAGAUGGAGUUAUUGCAGUGGGAUUUUGUAAUGGUUUCACAGGAGUUUCCACAAGCAGUGGUUCUUUAGUCUGCUGAGCACCCUUCACUGGGGUAGCUAAUGUGGAAUUUGCCAUUGUUAUACAUAAUUUCGAUACAGGUGUGGAGUUUCCUUGCACUUUCUUCAAAGGCUGUAAUUUCAGCUUGGGGUUCCGAGAUGAAAGACACAAAAAAUGAUGAGAUACUUCAUGCUGAUUCCAUAUGUCAUGAUCCAUCGUUUCUGAUACUGAAGUCUUGUUUUCCAAGAGCACAUAUCCACAUGAUAAAAUAUACUAUUAUUCAAUGCAUCCUCUUACUUUCAAUAUAUCUUAACAAAAUGAGUAAACGUAAACGUCUCUUUCAAUGAAAAAUAUAUGAAUUAUCAUUGCACUGCACACGCUUAUCACAUAAUUUGACAUACUACAUCUCUACCACUGAGUAUAUUAUGAUCUCCAUAGUCCAUUUUGAAUAUCGACCGCCCUAUAUCGAUAUUGUGUCUCGGGAAAGUUACCAACUAUCGAUAUCUG